Crotalus tigris (Tiger rattlesnake) is the source of this 1590-nucleotide messenger RNA. Its product is annotated as rho GTPase-activating protein 7-like. The transcript has 3 exons. Bases 493 to 1545 code for a protein of 350 amino acids. Lineage: Eukaryota; Metazoa; Chordata; Lepidosauria; Squamata; Viperidae. The record is from RefSeq and is a predicted model, not a curated record.
CCUCCAGCUGCAGAAUAUGUUUUGGUCAGAAUCGCACAUAUAGAGCAAAAGUGCUGAGAAUAGAGCAAUGAUCUCAGCUAUGAAAUCUGAACUUUAUGCUGGUGGUGGCUGAGACGGAUUCUGGGUGGGUUCCCCCUUCUUGCCGUCCCUCCCUUUUCGUAUACACAGCCAGAGUAUUCAGAGAAGUAAUUUUGACUAUUUUCUACCUCCCUUGCCAUUCUAUGAGGUCAGUCUGGAAGCUUUUUACUUUUGAAAAAAUAUAGGUUGAUCUGAACUAUACAGAUGUUUUGUGGAAUCCGUUAAGCCCAACGCUUGGACUCUGUAGUGAAUCUUUCAGCGCUGAGGAUUUCAACUGUAUCAGUGGAUUGAAAAAAAGUCACAAUAUGCAAGAGCAAGAACCAUUUCAUUGGAUGGAAAAGUUUAUAGAAUCCAUCAUGUUUCCUCCAGCAUAUAGUAUGCCACACUUCAGAACCAAUUGUUAAAUACUAUGACAUGUCUCUAGCAAUCAGAAAAAGGAGCUGGGAGGAAUAUGUAACACAAUGGAUGGGCUUGCAUUUUGGAUCUCUUGAUUCUGAUAUAUUAUGCAAGCAUGGCUUAGUAGUUGACAACUUGCAAGCCGGAAUGGAAAAGAAUGAACUUUGGUGUGAAGAUCUGAAAGAAAAAAGUGCUUCCUUGCCAGAUUGCUGUCAUGUUGGAGAGUUGGUAGUCUUCCCCUCAAAACCUUUCAGAAACGUUUCCAAAGAAUUAGAUGAAAAUGAAAAUCAUCAAGAAGAAGAAGAAUUUCUCUCCCUGGAAGCUAGUGUGGAAACUUUAGUCAAUGUUUCUGUUGGAAGUGAUGAUGGCAAGGGUGGCAUCAAGAACACGGACCUCCCACUGGAGACCAUCAACUGCCAGUUUAUGCCUGUUGAAGUUAAAUUGUUAGCUGAAAAUAACAGUUUAGAGGAGCCUUCGGUGAAAAUCAUCUCAAGAGGAGAAGCAAAGGAAGAAUGCAAUCAUACCACUGAACCAACUGAAAAAAUGAGCACUUCUAAUUAUGAGAGAGCAACCAAAAACAAUAGUAGAGAAGAAGUUAUCAUACUUGGAUACAACUCUAAUGAAAGUGAAGAUGUCUCAAAAGAAAAAAACUGGAACCAUUCUGUGGAAAAAAGUAUGUUGGAGGAGCAGAUAGUUCAUGGAGCUACAGCUGUACAAUAUGAAAAACCAGAUGUUCUACAUGAGAAAAAUGACUGCACUUUAUUCUAUGAUAAAGAUAAAGAUUGUGGCAAUGAUGCAAACAUAGGAGAUUCUAAUAAUUCUCUUCCACACUCACCUGGUUCUCUCAUCUGGUCAAAGGAUAAUCAUGUGGAUGCGCAUAAUGUUACAAAUUCUCAGAAUGAAUGCAUUCUAAAUGCACCCUUGGUGUCAGAAGAAUCUGAUUUAAAGAAUAAAAUGGUCACAUCCCAAUCUACAGACUGUCAAGUCGUCCUGCGCAAAAAAAAGCUCUGUUUCUGCCUGAGGUACACACCUCCUCCCUUGGAUCCCAAAAACAAGGGGAAAGAUCCAUGAGUUAUCUGUCAACAUUAUGUUUAAACAGCUCUUAUAAUUAUUUCC